CUUGUGGCGAUCGUACGGAGUAGAUGGUGCAGUGUCAGUGACGGCGACGGAGUGUAGUGCGUGUGCGCGAUCACCAUGGCGUCGUACUACGACCGCAAGGACUAUACCAGGCCCUUGCACGUGGAUUGUAGUGUUGAGUACGAACUGCCCAACGCGGCCAAGCCUCCAGCGGGGGCCAGGACCGAACCUCUCCUCAUGAUACACCCGUGUUAUUACAGGCGGGCGGAGAGUCAGAGGAGAUCACCGUUCAUCAACAACCUGCCGGCGACCCGUGGGGCUCAGUACCCUCCAGUGCCACAGCCUCCUAGAUACACCAAGCCUCCUCGGGAUCCUCUGUUGUGUGGGUCGUCCGGGGACUCCGGCGUGUCGGGGGUCGGCCAGUGGACGGAUACGUCGCCGCUCACCCAGGAGUCACGUCUACACGCCGGUCACGGUCCCGACAGUGGUAUCGUGGACGACAAGUCCGUGUUGACGGCUCUCACAGCCCCGUGCUGGGAGGCGCCCACGGAGCCCACGUCUGCCCGUCUUUAUGGUACCUCGAGAUGUCAAACCAACACCAUCAGCAAUCGAGAGCUGAGGGAUACGACGAACCAGACGACAAACCAGACGACAAACCAGACGCAGAACCAGAGUUCCAGGCACAGCUGGGCAGUCACAUCAGAUUUGCUGAGCAUGCCGUGUACAGAGGUGAACAACAACAGUGGUUGUGGGGGAGGCAUGGCUGCAGGAGCAGUGGCCGGAGGCCCCGCUGUGGGGGUUGCUGCUGUAGCUGCUUGUAAGGCCUGCCAACCACAGUUCCUACAUCCUCAGCAACAGAGAGUCACUCAGCAGCCCUGGCCAGCAGUCACUCCUACCAGCAGACAUAGGACCCGAGCAGUGGAGCCUGGUCCAGAGCAUGCAGCGUCGUCGCUACAUCGCCGCCCUCCACCUGCAUGGCCUGCUCCCCCCGCCAAGCGAGCCCGCCCCUCCUGCUGCAAGGUGUGCACCCAGUGGAACUACCCUCACUGUCGAGUCACCGAUGACAACUCUCGAGUUCUGUGGAACAAUGACACCAUGCUCAGGCUCUACCAAGUCUAGGACUGCUCUCGUCUAACCACUUAUUUUGCCAAAGUUUAUAUUAGUUACUCCGCUGUAAACUUAUUUAUACGUAUUGCGGGUAUACAAGUGCCGCGAGGAACCGCCAUACGACAGUCAUAAGAUAGUUCCUGAACGGACACUCAGCGUGUGAGUGUUUAGCGUAGUCCACGCCGGGGCCCAACUCCCAGGAGAGAAGUCGCAGCCAAAGAUUCUCGCUUCGGCUAUAGUCCCCCUCCGUUCGGUUUAGUGCGAUAUUUAUAUAUUGUGAUAAGUUGAUGUGUUUCCCAAAGACUGGCUCCGGCCCCGGCAGUAUUGUUCCAACUGAGCCUAGAAUGUGAAACAGGGAUUUUGUCAGUAUACGCUUUUAGAUGGCUAAGUAAUCUUCCAAUGUCCAUUGAACAUAUCAGAGCCUGCUUACAUUCCAAGAGAUCUGCAGGCUGAGCUUCAUCCAAGCUUUGCUUUCACAAAAUCACUGUCCUUCAGUCAGUCAUUGUGUUAUUUAUUAUACUUUUUCUCACUUGCUUAUUUAGCAUUUGAUGACAUUUUGAUUUUUCAAUAUUAAAAAAUACACAUCCCUCCUCCUGCUCCUAUGUGUAACAUACUAGUUUUUACAAAAUUUUAAAUAUUCUGCUCUUGAGCAAUUUCGAUCACUAAAUAAGGAUCAAAAUAUUGUUUACAAUGUCUAUUUCAGUAUUAUUUUGUAAUAUUGAAUAAUUCCAUUACAAUAACUGUUUAAAGUUAUUAAUUAAAAGUUAUUAUUAAACAGUGAGUGGAACUGUAUUAGUUUGGCAGCUGGUGUUGGUGAUAUGAGUUGUCUUUGCCAACAACAUCUGACAGUCUAUGACGUGACGUGUUGUUGUGAAAGUAAAGCCUGGCUCGCUACACUGAGACUGACAUUCUACUAUUGUAUGUUCGCUAAAUACCAGUACCCAAAGUGGACUGCUAUUUUGGCUUCAAGCCUUCCUAUGCCUUAACUCAGCCUCAUUUCAUCAUGUCUACAUUCAAGGUCUUAAGUGUUACCUAAAUUCAAGUUAUUUAUAUAUUUUCAUUAACAUUGAUCUAUGUUUUCAUCGUGAACUAUUUUUGGAAAAUCCUCUCUUGAUCAGUACUGAUAUUUUGCGAACUCGAAUGUGUUUCAAUCUUAUCUAAUUAAAUUAUGUAAUCUGAAACAUUUAUACUAAGGGUAAUAUAUAUAUAUGUGGUUCCACUUUAGAAGGCUGAUUGUAAGGAGUCAUAUUAAAAAAUAGGAAAACCGACAAAAAUAGUUUGCCUUGAACCUCCUUACUGUAUCUAUACAAAUAUUAUAUAUUAUAAAUAAAUAAAUGUUAUAUAUUAGACUGUUGUUUGCUUAGGAGAGAAUGUAGAUUAUAGUUGGGGUAUGUGGCGCCAUGUGUGGCCUUUAGUGUUAACCUUUGCUCAAACAUUGCAGUUACAAUUGCAGUUGUCCUCAUUUUCCACAUGCAAUAAUAAAAAUUCAAAUCGAUUAUAAUAAGAGGACAAAAACUAAUAAUACUAAUGUUUUGACUAGAACUGUUAUCUAAAAUUUAUGUUUUCAGUUCUAACAAAGUAGAUUAAAUCAAAGUUGUGUCUUCAUGAACCUAUUUAAUUGUCGAUGGUUUAAAAAAAAUCAUUUUACAUGUUUAUUUCUUAGUUUUUAGUUAAGUUGCUGCAUAGUAACACCAUCAAACAGUGAGUUUUACUGUACAUGUAAUGUGUAAGGUGUGAGGCAGUUGGCCCAGACCAGAGCAUGGAAUGUAGCCAAGUCAACCCAUUAAUGUAUACAAAUGUUUAUUGUUUAAUGUUAUGUUCACUAUACUGUUUGACUGUGACUUGGCCAGAUGCCAUAACCAUAAAAAUUGUUAUUAUAUAAUUUGAUCAACUUUGCCAAAACAUGCAGUAUAUAUUUAUUAUACAAUCCACUAAAACUAACUAUACUAGUCUUCAUAAAACGUCAUGUUUUAGUUUGACAACACUUCCUAGAAGUUCUGGUUGUUAUUUGAACAAGACUAAGCCCAUAUUUGUAAAAUUUUGUUUGUAACUCUUUUUUGAGAGUAUUUUUGAAAAUGUCACCUUUAUUACGCUUUUUAAUUUGUUUUGUUUUUCAAUACAACUUCAAGUUUGUUUUUUAAUCCACCCCUUUUCCUGUAGUCUAGUGCCUGCCUCUAAAAGACAAUAACAACUUAAGUCAAAAUCUUAGCCACACCUUGGUGCCAAUUAUUUGGAUAUUGUAUCGCCUUGAUAUUUAUAGAUCUUUUUCUUUGGCUGGGUUAUUUAAAAAAUAAAACUUUUUACACACUUAUAGUUAUAAAACUAUUUUGCUAUGCGUAAUAUUUUACUAUUCACGAUCAUGCUAUGCAUAAUCAUGAACUGAUUUAAUCAGUCUACUUUUUUCUUUUUGUAACUAAAAUCCUUCUUGGCAAACUGUUUACGUGUGUUGAUUGUAUUUUUGUAUUGUAAGCUUACUGUACCUGUUUGCAUUACAUGUCCCUUCCUACAGAAGUUUUUUUAUUUGUGCAAUGGUUGAGCAAAGGUUACCCAAUAUAAAUGCAGUAGCACUGUCAGUGUAUCAUGCAACAAUCUUGUAUCAUGUAUUGUACAAUAAUUGCUUUGUUUUCUUUGUUAUAUGUUGUUGUUGCGGCGCCACAUGCAUUUGUUGUCUGUCAGGUUGAUUGUAUAGAGGUGACCUGAGGGUCGACUUUUCGUGUUCGAUUUCUUUCAUUCAAAGUGACUGUGAUAAUGCGGGAGGAUAUUGAAAUAAAUGAGAAUAAAAAUAUUAAAAUAACUUUA
Macrosteles quadrilineatus (aster leafhopper) is the source of this 3864-nucleotide messenger RNA. Its product is annotated as centrosomal and chromosomal factor-like. Bases 76 to 1077 code for a protein of 333 amino acids. Lineage: Eukaryota; Metazoa; Arthropoda; Insecta; Hemiptera; Cicadellidae. The record is from RefSeq and is a predicted model, not a curated record. The transcript has 6 exons.